Adineta steineri is the source of this 705-nucleotide messenger RNA. The record is from the annotation of a GenBank genome assembly. Lineage: Eukaryota; Metazoa; Rotifera; Eurotatoria; Adinetida; Adinetidae.
AUGAUGAAAGUAUUUAAACAAAGAAAAACUGGAUUAAUACCAUUUGUGUAUGAAUAUUUCUUAUCUAUUCCUCCUGAUUACAAUAAAGAUAAUAGUAAAAAGUGGCCAUUUCUAUUAUUUUUACAUGGUGCAGGUGAAUCACAUCCUCCAAUUGACAAAGUAUUAAAUCAUGGACCACCAAAAUUAGUUCAUAGUUAUUUAACAAGUACACAAGAUACUCAACCUUUAGCUAGUCUAAAUUUAGAAUGUUCAAAAUUGAUAGCAGAAAAUUUUAUAACAUGUUCUCCACAAGUAAAUGAAGGUUAUGGAUGGAAUGAUCAAGUUUUAAUUAAUCUUAUUGAUCAAAUUGAACAAGAUUAUAGAAUUGAUAAAAACAGAGUUUAUUGCACCGGUAUUAGUAUGGGUGGCUAUGGGUGCUGGUCACUUGCAAUGGCUCAACCAAAUCGAUUUGCUGCAAUUAUUCCAAUAUGUGGUGGUGGUGAUGAAAAACAAGUAACAUGCUUAAAACAUUUACCAAUAUGGAAUUUUCAUGGACAAUUAGAUGAUGUUGUUCCAGUUGAAGAAUCUACUAAUUUAAUAAAAACAUUAAAUAGUGAACUAUGUAAAUCAACAAUUUAUCCUAAUUUAGAACAUGAUUCAUGGACAGAAACAUAUAAUAAUAAAGAUAUUUAUACAUGGUUACUCCAACACACUAAAUCUCACUAA